This is a messenger RNA of Perognathus longimembris pacificus (Pacific pocket mouse), 1845 nucleotides long. It is a transcript of the gene Hmgcs2, whose product is annotated as 3-hydroxy-3-methylglutaryl-CoA synthase 2. The transcript has 10 exons. The coding region runs from base 56 to 1582 and encodes 508 amino acids. Gene Ontology annotation, biological process: acetyl-CoA metabolic process. Gene Ontology annotation, cellular component: mitochondrion. Gene Ontology annotation, molecular function: hydroxymethylglutaryl-CoA synthase activity. The record is from RefSeq and is a predicted model, not a curated record. Lineage: Eukaryota; Metazoa; Chordata; Mammalia; Rodentia; Heteromyidae.
GGCAUCUUUCCCUAGGGCCUGGGGAACUGUCAGCUUUCUCCUCACUCCUGUGGACAUGCAGCGCUUCCUGGCUCCCGCAAGGCAGGUCCUGCAGCUGAAGAAAGCUGUGCAGGAUGCACCCCUCUUUGCAGCCCGCCUGCUCCCCUCAGCCCACCAACCGCUUUCCACAGUCGCUGCUGCCCCUUUAGCCAAAACAGAUUCUUGGCCGAAAGACGUGGGCAUCCUUGCCAUGGAGGUCUACUUCCCGGCGCAGUAUGUGGACCAGACCGACCUGGAGAAGUUCAACAAGGUGGAGGCGGGCAAAUACACGGUGGGCCUGGGCCAGACGCGCAUGGGCUUCUGCUCGGUGCAGGAAGACAUCAACUCGCUGUGCCUGACGGUGGUGCAGCGGCUGAUGGAGCGCACGCAGCUGCCCUGGGACGCGGUGGGCCGCCUGGAGGUGGGCACGGAGACUAUCAUCGACAAGUCCAAGGCCGUCAAGACGGUGCUCAUGGAGCUCUUCCAGGACUCGGGCAACACCGACAUCGAGGGCAUCGACACCACCAACGCCUGCUAUGGCGGCACUGCCUCCCUCUUCAAUGCCGCCAACUGGAUGGAGUCCAGCUACUGGGAUGGGCGCUACGCGUUGGUGGUCUGUGGAGACAUCGCUGUGUACCCCAGCGGCAACGCCAGGCCCACGGGCGGGGCAGGAGCAGUGGCCAUGCUGAUCGGACCCCAGGCCCCUCUUGCUCUGGAGAGAGGGCUGAGAGGAACCCACAUGGAGAACGCCUAUGACUUCUACAAGCCCAAUCUGAACUCGGAGUACCCGCUGGUGGACGGGAAGCUGUCCAUCCAGUGCUACCUGCGGGCCCUGGACAGAUGCUAUGCGUCCUACCGCAAGAAAAUCCAGACUCAGUGGAAGCAAGCUGGUGUCGAGCGGCCUUUCACACUGGAUGAUAUACAGUACAUGAUCUUUCACACCCCUUUCUGCAAGAUGGUGCAGAAGUCGCUGGGACGCCUGAUGUUCAGCGACUUCCUGUCCUCCAGCAAGGACACACAGGCCAGCCUGUACAAGGGGCUGGAGGCUUUCAGGGAGCUAAAGCUGGAAGAGACCUACACGAACAAAGAUGUGGAUAAAGCGCUUCAGAAGGCGUCCCUGGACAUGUUCAACAAGAAAACCAAGGCCUCCCUUUACCUCUCCACCCACAACGGAAACAUGUACACCUCCUCCCUGUAUGGAUGCCUGGCUUCGCUCCUGUCCCACCACUCUGCUCAGGAAUUGGCUGGCUCCAGGAUUGGUGCCUUCUCCUAUGGCUCUGGUUUGGCAGCAAGUCUUUUUUCGUUUCGAGUGUCCCAGGACGCUUCUCCAGGGUCCCCGCUGGACAAGCUGGUGUCCAGUGUGGCAGAUCUGCCCAAACGCCUGGACUCCCGGAAGCGCAUGUCCCCGGAGGAGUUCACAGAGAUCAUGAACCAGAGAGAGCAAUUCUACCACAAGGUGAACUUCUCACCACCUGGUGACACCAACAACCUCUUCCCCGGCACAUGGUACCUGGAGCGGGUGGAUGAGAUGCACCGCCGGAAGUACGCCCGGCGGCCCAUGUGAGGCUGGUGCUGGCACCGUCCUGCGAGAGGCAUGGUAGCUGAGCUCUAUCCACCCUUUUGAGCCUCAGUUGGGUCUCCAGGGUUGCUUCCCCUACCACAAUGGCUGUCAAGGGCUUGUGGGGCUGCGGCUGGGGGGGUCCCUUUGUGGGGGGACAGGAGAGGCCUGUGCAAACACAGCAGAGAAGCUGUUCCCCUUGAGAUCCAGAUAAAGCUUAUCAUUUGUUACGGCUUGUUAUUUUUAUUAUUAAACUUUGUGCCAUUCUA